AUGCCUCCUAAGCGUAAUCAUACAUCCAUGUCGUCCUCGAGUCGCGUUGACGGAAACUCGCAGGUCGAACCGAUAAUGACGAUGCCUCCGUAUCGGACGCCGGCUCCGACUUCUCUCCAGCUCCGGCGCCAGCUCCCACGAAACGCGCCCGUAAAAGCACCGGCACAGCAGCAUCGACACCACACACUCUCGAGUCUCUCCUUGCUCUCACACGACGAGCUAGCGAAAUAUACCCUCGACCUCCAGACCCAGCUGUCAGCGCUUCAACAGAGCGGCAGCGGCGGCAGCGGCGGAGAGGUAUGGUCUGAGGAGAAGAUCGCCGAGCGCGCGAAGAAGACUGGAGAUGUGUGUGCUGCAGAGAUCAAGAAACAGAUGAAGUGGCAGCCAAGUUGCAAGACAGGUAUUACAAAGUGGAGUUACACCGGCAUUGUGCCACAUGAAGACGUCUUCUACAAGCUCUUCGGUUUCGAGAAGCCCAAGAAGCCAUGGAAGCAGAAGAAGACUGCUUUGGACGACUUUAUAGACAGAGUUGGCCGCAUCAGUGCCUCGAUCAGAUAUGGUUCUUUGGGCCUCACAGGUGGCGAUGUCAAAGUCCACUGGGAUCAAGACGAAAAGACCUUCAAGCUACGCUCCUUCGCUUGCGUGGCCAUUAAUAGACGAUGUGUUUUGUGACGAUCUGUGCCUUUCCUCUGUAUAAGCCUGCUCUCAGGAUUCGGCGCUCGUUCCUUAUAAGGCUGCAGUGUAUGACUCGGACAGGUAGCCUGAUUGCAACAUAAAUCUUCGCUCCUCCUUCGAAACAUGCGACACACGAAACUCGCACAUUUGCGUCGACAAGAAAAGAAAAUUCAAGCCAAACACCAACAAUUUUCGGCAACAAAUGGUUGUACGAUCAUAUGCCAUGACAGAUAAUGCCACCGCUAUCACUCGUGGUCAUGUUUGUGUUCAGGAACGCAAGACGUGGUGUCACUAUGAAUCAGUUAAUUCUUUGCGUCAUGCUAGUUGUGCUCGCUUUCUUGUGCCCGAGGGUUGUUUGUAGCAGUCCCGCUGAAUAUGGUGUAGGAUUCAAUCUCGCCAUGGACUAUGGAUAGGUUCUGAUAUCCGGAAUCUGGCAAGCUGAUAGUUGACA
This is a messenger RNA of Aureobasidium subglaciale EXF-2481, 1126 nucleotides long. RefSeq lists its product as uncharacterized. The record is from RefSeq and is a predicted model, not a curated record. NCBI's taxonomy places the organism in Eukaryota, Fungi, Ascomycota, Dothideomycetes, Dothideales, Saccotheciaceae. The transcript is spliced from 2 exons. Bases 1 to 672 code for a protein of 223 amino acids.